This is a messenger RNA of Nematocida ausubeli, 1107 nucleotides long. RefSeq lists its product as uncharacterized. Lineage: Eukaryota; Fungi; Microsporidia. The coding region runs from base 1 to 1107 and encodes 368 amino acids. The transcript has a single exon. Gene Ontology annotation, biological process: nuclear-transcribed mRNA poly(A) tail shortening; regulation of DNA-templated transcription. Gene Ontology annotation, cellular component: CCR4-NOT core complex; P-body. The record is from RefSeq and is a predicted model, not a curated record.
AUGGCAGGAAAGAAGCUUGUUGAAAUUGAAAGAACAGGAAAGAAGGUGCAGGAAACAGGAAAAAUAGUCAUGGGUCUAAUAAAGAAGCUGGGGUAUGGCAAGACAGGGGGCGAGGUCAAGCCAAUACCGAAGGCGCCCGUGCUCUUGUAUCAAGACAGAAGUAAGCUUCAGAAGGAGCUAAAGAAAGAGGUAAAGAAGCUGCAGAUGCUCAAGGAAAUGCUGAGAGGUGGGCCAAAGGAAGACAAAAUAAAGGAAGAGAUUGAAAUAUACAGAAAGGGCAUUGAGGUGAUGAUUGAGAUGGAGGCUGCUGUAGCGAGUGCACUGGAUGAGAAAGAAGAGGCCUUUAAAAACGCAACAGAAAGCGAGAAAAUAUCCGAUGUUUUAAAGAAUGUGGAGCUAGAAAUAAAAACAAAAAAAACACAAAUCACUGCAGAAUAUAUGAAGAGCCUACUGAAGUAUGCAGUGGAAAAAAAGGAGCCCUUGCACAGCUACUUAAAUGAUUAUUAUGAUGGAAAGGCAUCAAUUGUUGACUUUGUAAAUAUUCUAGAAAACUGCCAGAAGGUGCCUGCUGAAAGUGCAGAGGCUAAACCGAAGGCGGUCCCAGGCGGCCCUACAGGGCAGAAUGCCUGGGGCGAGAAGCCGAAAGAGAGCCCAUUUGCAAGAAUUGUAAAGAGGAUAGAGAGCAUAUCGGUUGCCAUGCCGGUCCAGAUGAUCAACAGCAUGCGCAACUACCUUAACUACAACAGCAUAGCCAUGCACCGGGAGGAAGGGGGCGACGUAAUAGAGCACUUCCCCACUAAAGCAAGUAUUCUCCUGAGCGGCCCUGAGUUCUACCAGAAAUUAGACAUGGACACGCUCUUUUUUAUCUUCUACUUCCACCAGAACACCCCGUGCCAGUACUAUGCUGCGCGCGAGUUGAAGAACUAUUCAUGGCGGUACCACACAAAAUAUAUGGCGUGGUUCCAAAGACUGGAGGAGCCCAGCAUAAUUACAGAGGAGUAUGAACAAGGAACGUACAUCUUCUUUGACUAUGAGGUCUCGUGGAGCAGCCGAAAGAAGGAGAACUUUCGGUUUGAUUACAAAUAUCUUGAGGACACCACUUUGUAA